ACUAGAGCCUACGACGUCACUGCGGUAGUCGGCGGGAAAAGUCCAUUUGGGCUGUGGUCCCCUUACGUUCCACGUGCUUGCUCUGUUUUCGCUGCAAAAUACAAAAAACCAUCUGCUAGGCGAGCCAAGCCUGACCUCUGAAGCAGCUGGUCUCCAGCCAGUAGGGACCUCCACUACAUUUGACAAAAUCUGAAGGCUGCUGUCGGUCAUCUUCCAUCAUGUCCGACCAUCUGAUGCGAGGCGUCAGAGUCCAGCUGACCACAACAAUGGACUCAGUCUUGAGGACGGCCGUGUUUGAAGUCAUGAGGAUUUUUGAAAGCGCACUAUAUAACCAUAAAAUGGAGAUGGCGCAGAAGGGAGAAGAGAUUGCUCAGCUUACAGUAAAACUACAAACUGCAGAGCUAAAGCUUAAAGACUUCGAGUUGAGGAAUCCAAGAGGAGCAGAGAUAAAUAAAACCCAAACAGAGUCAGAAGAUGUCCCAGAUGCCCUGGGACAGUCUACCACAGUUCCUGAGAUUGAUGUUGAAGUGCCUGAUGACUGGUGCGCUCCACUUGGCUACGACACAGUGACCAAGCAAGAGGAUGGUUUUUGUCCCAGCGUAAGGCUGCGCCAAUUUUCCAUUCGUCUGUACCCUGUUCCACUUGUUAAGCACGAGGUGGACAACUGUUGCAUAAACCUCCAGAGGUCACCAGUUGAAAGGAGAUCCAAGAGAAUUUCUACCAAGAAUGAAAACCCGAAGCCGACCCAAGACAAAUUGCUACCAGUGUGUGAUAAAGCCAAUUGGCACCCAAAAACAAGUGGUGACCUCGGCAAAUUACUCAAAGGCCUGAACCAGGACUACUGCAACCUCAGAGGUUUGGACCGCCUUCGGAAAAGAAAGAUGAGUGAUGGAACUUUUACAGAUAAAGAAGAUUCAUCAAAGCACAAAAAUAAGCAGGGGAUACACAAUGCAAAUGAAUCCAAGGCAGCUGGACCACAGGAAUUGGAAAUUGAGAGCAGAAAUAAAUACUCCUGUGGGACUUGCUACAGGGUGUUUGGCACAAAACCUGGCCUCGGUGUUCAUGUGCGUUCCCAGCGGAAGUGCAAAGGCUGCAAGAUGGUCUUCUGCUUCCGAGGUGCUGCAAAGUACCAUUUGGAAGUCUGUGAAAAGAACAAGGCAUUGAUGAAUAAAAGAUGCAGACACCCUGCAAAGACGAAGCCUGAUGAAGGAAAUGCACUCAGUUCCAGCAAAGCGAAGGUGAUCAUAAAAAAGGGAAGCACGCAGUCUUCUGUCGACAACAAGAAAACCUCCAGCCAAACAUUGUCCUGCAGACACUGCAGCUUCAAGACUAAUAUAAUCAGAAACCUUAAAAAGCACAUGUUAACACAUAGUGAUGAGCUGCUAACUUGCAGCAUAUGUCCAAGGAAGUUUGAUCAGGAAAUGGCACUCAAGGUGCACAUUACAAAAAAACACGGAGUUUGCACGCCCCUCGCCAACAAAAAUGGAAAGCUUGGAUGGACUAAGCCCUUGGAAAAUGCCGAUAAAGGCGGAGGAAUUCAACACGGCCAGUAAACGCACAAAUCAAAAAGGCAACCUCACCAAAACAACGACUCAAAUAAUCCGAGUGAACAGAGAGUACCGAAGUUUUGCCUUUGCAGUGUGUGUGAGAAGAUGCUGUGAACAAUGAAUCAUGUGAAGGAACAUCCACACAGGAGAGUGGCUCCUCAGGUGUGAUAAGUGACAUGCAAACAUGUCGUUUAUUCUCCACCCUUAAGGCUGCAACACUGUGCCAGAAGACGCCUCAGGAAACACAAAGACUGCUGUGUUUGGACGUUAUUGCUCUGAAAGUUACUAACAUCCACUGUAUUUUCUUUGUAUUAUUUCAGAACCUGAAAGGACAACAUUAAAUAUUUUUUUAAGCCAUUUCAGUAAAAACGGUAAGAUUGCAAGAUAUCUUUGUUUCUUGAAUUAGAGCUAAUUGAAUCAGCUUUUAGUUUUCAAGCAAGUAGUCAGCAUUACGUUUCAUACUUGUCUCAGGUCUUUGUGCGGUACUUGUUUUCUGUGACUAAAAUUAGACCGAUGUAGGUAAGUCAAAGUGCUUCAUCACCUUGUCGUAAAAAUGAUCCAAGACUAUAACUCACUAAAGGACAAAAUUGCCGUUUUUAUGUUGUUGAUUUGUCAGAUUAACUUUUCUGUUUUAUUUUUUUUAUUUUAUUUUCUUAAUAUAAAGGUCCAAUCUCUGCAAUUAUUUGCUUGUGGUUUGCAUUUUACACAGUUUAGUACAUUGUUUAUUGGUUUAAACAACUGCAUCAUUUAAUGUUCCUGAACUGCGGAUCUUUGGACAGAGCUCUCUGCUGUCAGCUGUAUUGGUUAAAUUUAAGGUAUUACUUUACAGCGGGUUUGCUUUCUCUUUUAAGCAAUUUUUGAUUUUAUUUUUGUUAAGUUUAUUACCUAGGAUAAUUUUUUGUUUUGGUCAGUUUUGAACUUGCUUUGUCUGUUGGAUCACAGUUCUUGUGCGUGUGUGUUUAAAGUUGAACCCAUUUGAUUAUAAACCCCAUUUUAAUGGUAACUACAUUCGUCUUAAAACACACCAAAUAGAUUUUGUAUGGGACAUCUUUUAAACAGUUAAAACGAGAAUAAUUGUACAAUAUGUUCGAAAAAUUCUUGUCUUUUUUAAAAAUCCUUUAGAAUUUCAUGACGGCAACAUUUUUUUAUUUUGAAAUGGAGGCUCACAACGCUGUACAUUAUUUCUGAUAGUCAUUUAUUUGAAGUGCUGAUUCAAGAAGGGGAGGUUUUGUACAGUUUUUCUCAAACGAUUGCUUGUUCAGCUCCCUAGAGUUGAUAUGAAAUAAAUUUAUAUUUAAAAUCUA
Messenger RNA from Girardinichthys multiradiatus, 2851 nucleotides. Its product is annotated as zinc finger protein 37-like. Gene Ontology annotation, biological process: regulation of transcription by RNA polymerase II. Gene Ontology annotation, molecular function: chromatin insulator sequence binding. The record is from RefSeq and is a predicted model, not a curated record. Gene Ontology annotation, cellular component: chromosome. The transcript is spliced from 5 exons. Lineage: Eukaryota; Metazoa; Chordata; Actinopteri; Cyprinodontiformes; Goodeidae. Bases 219 to 1553 code for a protein of 444 amino acids.